UGUGAUUGGUAGGAGGUAUGACGUGUGAGAAAUAAACGACAAAUAUUUAGCAAGGUAGUGUAUACUUUUCAAAAACAUGAAGUGUGAUAAAAGUGUUGAUGAUAUCAAAAAAUUAAAUAAUUUUAUGCAAAUUAUUUGCAUGCCACAAAGAGGAUAAUUUUAAGAUUUUUUACAUAUCUAGAGCACCAGUGAAACACAUUUUUUAUAAAUAAAGUUUUAUAUAUCUUUUAUAUAUUAUAAAAUCAUGGCAAACACAGGCGUUUUACCGUUUGUUCGUGGAGUUGAUUUUACAAGAAAUGAUUUUGCUGAGAAAAAAUUCCCAUCAUCAAUUCGUAUGAUGACAGGGAUACAAUGGCUUAAAUUAGAUGACACACAUUUAACAGAAAUUCCAGAAGAAAUGGGUAAACUGCUUAAAUUGGAACAUUUGUCACUAAAAAACAACAAAUUAGAACGGCUAUAUGGAGAAUUGACUGAAUUAAAUUGCCUUAGAACGCUCAAUAUCCGUCGCAAUAACAUAAAAACAAGUGGUAUACCCUCUGAGUUAUUCAAUUUAGAAGAAUUGACCACAUUAGAUUUAAGCCAUAAUAAUUUGAAAGAAGUACCAGAAGGUCUGGAAAAGGCAAGAUCGUUGUUAAACUUAAACCUUAGUCAUAAUUAUAUUGAAGCAAUACCAAACACUCUAUUCAUUCAUUUGACGGAUUUAAUAUUUUUGGACCUAAGCCAUAAUCGUCUGGAAACAUUACCACCUCAGACUCGACGAUUGGCUAAUUUACAAACAUUGAUACUUAAUGAUAAUCCGCUAGGUCAUUUCCAACUAAGGCAACUACCGUCCCUCAUGAACUUAACGACACUUCAAAUGCGCAAUUCACAGCGGACAUUGAAUAAUAUUCCAUCCAGUUUAGAAAGUUUGACAAAUUUACAAGAACUUGAUCUUUCACAAAAUGCACUGCCACGUAUACCUGAUGCAUUAUAUUCUCUUCCCAAUUUGAAACGUUUAAAUCUGAGUGAUAAUCAAAUAAGUGAGCUAUCAUCGGCUAUUGAAAUGUGGCAAAAAUUAGAAGUCUUAAAUCUUUGUAGAAAUAAACUGACUACUUUACCAGCAUCACUUUGUAAAAUUUCUACAUUGAGACAUCUUUUUUUGAAUGAUAAUCAACUCGAUUUUGAAGGAAUUCCUUCUGGAAUUGGCAAACUAUCAUCACUUCAAAUAUUUUCUGCUGCAAAAAAUCACUUAGAAAUGAUUCCAGAAGGAUUAUGCCGAUGUGGAUCCUUAAAAAAAUUAAUAUUAUCUUCAAAUCAACUUAUUACGCUACCCGAUGCAAUCCAUUUUUUGACAGAUUUAGAACAGCUAGAUUUGCGUGAUAAUCCUAAUUUAGUCAUGCCACCAAAACCAACUGAAGUUCAAAAAGGAUCAGGUGUCGAGUUUUACAACAUAGAUUUUUCAUUGCAACAUCAACUUCGACUUGCUGGCGCAAAUGUUCCUCCACCCACACAUACUAUUAACAGCAGUAAAGACCCGAUAGCUCGCAAAAUGAGGCUCAGAAGACGGCGCGAUCAAGAAGAGGCUGAUCAAGAUCAAGCAAAGAUAUUAAAAGGAAUGAAAGAUAUUGCUAUAACAAAAGAUAAAGACAAAGACUCAGAAAAUUCCAGAACGGAGUCUUUAAAGCCUAAAAGAUGGGAUGAAUCCCUAGAAAAGCCGCCUCUGGAUUAUUCCGAAAUAUUCGAUGAAGACGCUGGUCAAGUGUUGGGUCUGUCGAUAUGGGAAAUAGAGAAUUUUUUACCAAAUCAAAUUGAUGAAGUAGCUCAUGGAAAAUUUUAUGAAGGAGAUUGUUACAUUAUUCUAAAAACUAGUCUAGAUGAAAGUGGAUCGUUAGUUUGGGCUAUUUAUUUCUGGAUAGGUAAAAAGGCUACGUUGGACAAACGAGCAUGUGCUGCAAUCCAUGCUGUUAAUUUAAGAAAUUUCCUUGGUGCCCAAUGCCGAACAAUUAGAGAAGAACAAGGAGAUGAAUCUGAUGCAUUUCUUAUGUUAUUUAAUGCUGGCAUUACGUACAUUGAAGGAGGUAGAACCACAUCCGGUUUUUACACUGUCGAUGAUACACCAGCAAUUUCAAGAUUAUACCGAGUACAUGCAGCAGGUGCAUCAAUUCAUUUAGAACCUGUGAAAAUACACCAUAAAAGUUUGGAUCCUAAUUUUGUUUUUGUUCAUGACACGGGAAAUAUGAUAUUUUUAUGGUAUGGAAAACAUGCGAAAAAUACUCUCAAGUCAAAGGCGCGAUUAAUGGCUGAAAAAAUUAAUAAAAAUGAGAGAAAAAAUAAAGCAGAAAUUUUGACUGAAAUGAUGGGAUCUGAAUCAAAUGAAUUUCUGUCAGCUCUAGGGGUUGAUCGAGAAAGUUUAGUAGUUAAAGAACAUGUUGAUCCAAACUUUGCAAUAAUUACACCCCGUUUAUAUCAAGUGAGACUUGGAAUGGGGUAUUUAGAGUUACCUCAAGUUGAGGUACCACAGGGUAAAUUAAAUAAUUCCCUGUUAAAUAGCCGAAACGUUUACAUCUUAGAUUGCUUUUUGGAUGUUUUCGUAUGGUUUGGAAAGAAAUCAACACGACUUGUAAGAGCCGCCGCAGUAAAACUGUCACAAGAAUUAUUCAGUAUGAUUGAAAGACCCGAAUAUGCAUUAGUAACUAGGUUGCAAGAGGGAACUGAGUCACAAAUCUUUAAAUCUAAAUUCUUGGGUUGGGAUGAAGUUAUUGCCGUAGAUUUCACUCGAACUGCUGAAUCAGUUGCUAAAACUGGCGCAGACUUGACUAAAUGGGCUAAACAACAAGACACGAAGGCUGAUCUAGCAGCAUUAUUUAUGCCACGCCAACCUCAAAUGUCAGCAACUGAGGCUCAACAGUUGAUGAAUGAAUGGAGUGAUGACUUAGAAGUAAUGGAAUCAUUCGUUUUAGAAAAACGAAAGUUCGUUCGUCUUCCUGAGGAAGAGUUGGGUCAUUUUUAUACAGAAGAUUGUUAUGUAUUUUUAUGUCGAUAUUGGAUGCCCGUCGAAAUAACAAGUAAUGAUGAUAAUGAAGAGCAGUUUGAAGAUGAUUUUCAAUGUAUAGUGUAUUUCUGGCAAGGUCGAGAUGCUGGAAAUAUGGGAUGGCUCACCUUUACAUUUAGCAUGCAGAAAAAAUUCAAAACUUUAUUUGGAGAGAAAUUAGAGGUUGUGAGGACGCAUCAACAACAAGAAAAUCUAAAGUUUAUGGCUCACUUUAAAAGAAAAUUUAUAAUCCAUCAAGGAAAACGAAAACAAGCUAAAUCAGCUGAUUCUAAUCGUGUUGAAUUUUUCCAUCUACGAAGUAAUGGAAGUGCUUUGUGUACCAGACUUAUUCAAAUCCCACCAGAUUCGGGCUUAUUAAAUUCUGCUUUCUGUUAUAUUUUAAAUGUGCCAUUUAAUAAUGAUAAUCAAAUGGGAAUCGUGUACGUAUGGAUUGGUUCUAAAGCUGAUCCAGAAGAAGCUAGAUUAAUUGAAGAAAUUGCUGAAGAUAUGUUCAAUAAUCCAUGGAUCAGUCUUCAAGUGCUCAAUGAAGGCGAAGAGCCUGAAAAUUUCUUCUGGAUAGCUCUUGGAGGAAGAAAACCGUACGAUACAAAUGCUGAUUACAUGAAUUAUACAAGACUGUUUAGAUGUUCUAAUGAAAAAGGAUAUUUUGUUGUUAGUGAAAAAUGCACAGAUUUUUGUCAGGAUGAUCUAGCUGAUGAUGAUAUAAUGAUUCUUGACAAUGGGGAACAAGUAUUUCUUUGGCUUGGAACACACUGUUCCGAAGUAGAAAUCAAACUUGCGUAUAAAUCCGCUCAGGUAUACAUACAGCAUUUACGUGUUAAACAACCUGAUAAACCUAGAAAAUUGUUUCUCACUGCAAAAGGUAAAGAGUCUCGUCGGUUUACUAAAUGUUUUCAUGGAUGGAGUACUCAUAAAAAAUCACCAGAAUAAUCAAAUUUUUCAUAUCUGCAAUUUUAUGUGUAAAAUAAUUAUAAUAAUUUAUUUAGCUUUUUCGUAAAAAUAAAAUA
Messenger RNA from Chelonus insularis, 4038 nucleotides. It is a transcript of the gene fliI, whose product is annotated as FLII actin remodeling protein. The coding region runs from base 245 to 3961 and encodes 1238 amino acids. Gene Ontology annotation, molecular function: actin filament binding; phosphatidylinositol-4,5-bisphosphate binding. Lineage: Eukaryota; Metazoa; Arthropoda; Insecta; Hymenoptera; Braconidae. The record is from RefSeq and is a predicted model, not a curated record. The transcript has 20 exons. Gene Ontology annotation, cellular component: cytoplasm; nucleus; actin cytoskeleton. Gene Ontology annotation, biological process: myofibril assembly; actin polymerization or depolymerization; barbed-end actin filament capping.